UUGGUGCACCGAGCCUUGGGGCCGGUCUGUGUGCGGCGUGUCGUUCGUGAACACUUACGAAUUAUCUCGGGGCAUUGCUGGACCCUGCUGCUGCAAAGGAGAGCACUGAUCGAGAUCCGGGAGGAAAAGGGAGAGCGUUAUACGUUGAGCCGGAUCGGAAAGCCCGGUCAGACAACGGCGGUGAGGGGGAGAGAGAACAAAACAAUUAACACGCACGGCAUUCUGCGAGAGCUCUCCGUCUUGAGCGCUUCAUCGGCGCCUUGGAGAUAGCAGCAUCAUGGACAAGCUCAGUCAACUCACCCUGGACAAGCUGUCGCUGGACAAGGUCAAGAACAUGGUCGGCGAAGUGCGUGAUACCAUUGCCCCGCGCAACGACACGGAGAAGCGCGUGUACGAAGCCCUCUCGAACAAGAACUGGGGGGCAUCCAGCACGCUGCUGAACGACAUCGCUCGAGACACUUACGACUUUGAGAAGUACGGCAUCGUGUUGCCGCUCAUCUGGACUGCGCUUCAGAGCCCUAGCCGCGAGUGGCGUAAAGUCUUCAAGGCCCUUUGUCUCCUAGAACACCUCAUCAAGAACGGUGCGGAGCGCGUUAUCGAAGACGCUCGGGACAACCUUCACCGCGUGCGCAUGCUCUCCGACUUCAACUACUAUGAAGGGCCGAUAGAUAAAGGCAGCGGAGUCCGUGAGAAAUCGAAGCAGGUGAUCGAACUCCUUAAGGACAACGACAUGAUCCGCGAAGAGCGCGAGAAGUGUCGCAAGCUUCGGGACAAGUACGUCGGGCUUGGAAGCGGCGGCGGUUUCAGCGGCGGCGGGGGUGGGUACAGCGGCGGCGGGUACAGCGGCGGCGGGUACAGCGGCGGCGGGUACAGCGGGGGCGGGGGUGGGUACAGCGGCGGUGGGUACAGUGGGGGAGGAGGAAGCGGCAGCUCUCGAUACGGAGAUGCCCCUGGCAGUGGCGGGAGUGGCUACAGCGGGGGAGGUGGGUACAACGGCGGCGGCGGGGGGUACAGCGGCGGCGGCGGGCGCUACAGUGACUCUCCUUCUGACCGAGAGGGCUACGGAGGGACGAUUGCGAAGGGCAAGUACUCAGACACGGCGGAGGAGCCCAGCUACCGAAGCAAGGCAGCCGAGCCACAAAAGGAACCUUCCAAGCCUAAGCGCGACCGCAAGAAGUCUUCCGGCAGCGGUGGCGGCCCGAAGCUGACAAUCAAGAUCAAGGAGAAGGGCGGCGACGGAGGGAGCUCGACUCCGAAACCAGCCGCAGCUGCCGCUAAAGCUGCCGCUAAAGCUGCCCCCGUUCCAGAUCUACUAGGUGGCGAUUUCUUGACCUCCGACCCCGCUCCCACGGCUGCUACCGCCGCCGCCGCAGGCGGCGGGUUCGGGGACAUGUUUGCCGCCGCUCCCGCGAACGGCGGCGGCAGCGGCAGCGGCUUCGACGGGUUCGAUCCCCGCGGCGGGGGAUCUUCCGCAGCUGCUGCUCCUGCGGCCCCAACUCCGGUGGCUGCUGCUGCCGCGACACCGGCGGCGGCUCCGGCUGGAGGCGGCGGCGUGUUCGGUCAGGAUUUUUCGGGUUUUUCUGCGGUGCCGGCGGCGGGUCAACCGCUCGGGGCGGCGGCCGGUGGCACGGGCGGGGCGGCCUUCGGAGACCCUUUCGCGGCCGCACCUGCCGUCGUACGGACGACCACCGCAAUCGGCGGCAGCGGCGGCGGCGGCGGCGGUGGCGCGUUCUCUGGCAACAACGGUAACGGGGCCGUGCACGCACGUGCCCCCUCCACCGGAAACGAGGACUUCAGCGAUUUCCAGGGUUGCAGCGGCGCGCCCGGCGGCGGCGGCGAGACUACGGGCGCGGCCAGCGGCGGCACGGGCGCGGCGACGAACGGCGCCGUGACUAACCCCAAGUGGAGGGACGUGUCGUCCCUUGUCGAUCUCGGAGGGCUGAGCAGUAACACGGACAAGAAGGUGCGGCGUUGUGUCGUGGGAGGGCGGGAAGGACCUGAUCAGAUGUUUGGGGUGUGA
This is a messenger RNA of Ectocarpus sp. CCAP 1310/34, 2020 nucleotides long. The record is from the annotation of a GenBank genome assembly. NCBI's taxonomy places the organism in Eukaryota, Phaeophyceae, Ectocarpales, Ectocarpaceae.